Molecule: messenger RNA, 1080 nt
Organism: Trametes versicolor FP-101664 SS1
Lineage: Eukaryota; Fungi; Basidiomycota; Agaricomycetes; Polyporales; Polyporaceae
Exons: 3
Coding region: 1-1080 (359 amino acids)
Source: RefSeq, a predicted model, not a curated record
AUGGAAUUGGAGAACUACCAAUUCACGUUCUCCACGCAAGACGGCUUCUCAGCGUUUGCAUGGGAGUAUGAGCCUCUUUCAUCGGGCUUAGAUCUACCACCUACCGGAGCAUGCGAGACGACUGACGAGGGCGCCAUGGAAGGGCACCUUGCUCUCGCAUACAACGAAGACGCUUCAGAAUCGCCGGGAGCAUCUUCGCUCACGUCUGGAGACGCAGAACGUUUGCUAGACACGCAGACAAUCGCGUCGCCAUCCGGAGUCUCCCUCGCGCAUGCCUCUGACCACGCCGGCCAGUCGUCUUCUCCGGCCAGUCGCGGGCCAGCUAUCCCCUCCGCCAGCAGCUCCUCGGCCACACGAUCGCGCGGGAUCGUCUCUGACGCUGUCGCUGGCCCCUCGCGGCUCGUACCAGUCGCGCCGCGGGAGACGGGGGUUCAGGUCGAGGCUCCCACGGUCAAGGAGCUACGGAGGAGCAGCCGGAAGAGGACCGCACCUACUAACGGCUGCGCCGAGGCCGCUCCCUUGCCCGCACCUUCUCAGAAGAAGCGGAAGGCUGACAAGGGGGCCGCUUCGAAGACGGGACGACCAGGUGCUGCAUCUGCCUCUACCCACGCGGAACAGGAGGGACCGGUCGCGGGACCGUCUCGCCAGGCCACAUUGACGGUCCCGAAGCCUUCGGGGAGAAGGGCGCGUUCGGUCAACGCAGCCUCCAAGGACACAAAGGCCAAGCGAUCGCGACGUACCCGCGCCGAGGUCGAUAUGCACAAGGUUGCGGAAAUGCCGUCGCACGCUUGCGACGUUGACGGUUGCUCGGGGUCCUGGAACCCGUACACACACAAGGACAACAAGAAGCAUCUCGAAAAACACUUCCACGCGGCAGAUCUGGAGGGCGACGCGAAUCUGGUGUGCGUCUUCGAUGUGUGCCAAACGCCCGUUCCAGGGAAGGACCUGCUCCAGCAUAUGGAGAUUCACCACAUCGGCCUCCCGUACCUCUGUCCGAUCCGGUGCGGCUGGAAGUCGUGUCGCUCGAGCUACCAGAAGCAACACAUGGACGACAUGCAUGAGGGAGUCCCUUGGGUCUAA